CAUCGCCUCAACCUAGUUUCCUCAAUAAGACAUUUCAGCAAAACAGUGAGGCAGAAGCCACACACAGCGCUUUCCCUGGAAAGAGAGAUGUGUUUAAGUCUGAUCUGUUGUGGGUGGAUGCUGUUGUUUUCCGUUUUUGUGUUUGGCAAUGUGGCAGUGAAUCACACUACAACUUUAUUUGUCAAUCAUGGAGAGUCUGCCAAAAUCAGAUGCAACUACAGCCGAACAGAUGACACAGAAAUCAUGACAGUGGAUUUACAAGCAUUAAAUCAUGCACGCAUGUGUUCAUACAUACAUUUGAAUUCAUGGCAAAAACAAAGUUGUAAAGAUCACAUCAGAUUCAUAUGGAUUCCAGAGGCUGAGGAAAUAUCAUUUGAGCUAUUAAAUCUCCGUAUUAAGGAUACCGGCAUAUACAUCUGUACUGUGAGGAGGACUGCAAAACCACCUCAAGUGGAUCUGGGCGUAGAAAGAGUUCAAGUUAUUGUGUAUCCCGCCUUGUCUCUGUCCUGUGUGAAGAGGCCUGAUGGAUCUCCCAUGAUUCUGUGCUCUGUGGAAUUUUACCACGAUUCACUUGAACAGUUGUGGAUCAGAGACGGAGACGUCCUCAACAGCUCAUACUCAAACAAAUCAUUCAAUGGAUCCUUUAGUCAGCAAUCAUACCUUAUAAUACCACCACAAACCUUCAAUGAUACAAUCUACUCUUGCUGGGUAAACCACUCGUCCUUAAACAAACCACUCGUGGCCAAUUUAUCAAGUUCUGUCUGUUACGAAACUGGGGGUGUAACUGUGACAGUAGUGUUUGUCCUGUUGACAGUGGUGUUGACUGUCUUUUUGAUCACUCCAGUCAUACAUAAACAUUACAAAAGAGCACGUCAGCAGUCUGUGUCUCAUGUAGGAAUGAGUUUCACACCUGAGCCUGUCCUCCAUGAUCACCUGCAGUCUGAGAUGCUGUACUCAACACUGGGUGACCAUCAUCCAGUCCUAUGCAGCCCUGCUGUUGCCCGAUCAUUUGAACAAUAAACACUGAAU
Molecule: messenger RNA, 1029 nt
Organism: Sinocyclocheilus grahami
Lineage: Eukaryota; Metazoa; Chordata; Actinopteri; Cypriniformes; Cyprinidae
Exons: 6
Coding region: 88-1020 (310 amino acids)
Source: RefSeq, a predicted model, not a curated record